AUGUCGAAAGAAAAGCAGAGGAGGGUAUCCGAUGCAUCACCGUCGCUGCCGGAAGAGAUGGUCGCCGAGAUCCUGAGCUGGUUGCCGGUGGAAUCAGUACUGAGAUUCAAGUGCGCCUGCAAGAAGUGGGGCCAACUCAUACAGCAAGAUCACUUCGUCGAAAAGCAUCACCGCCGCGCCGCUAUGGCUUGCUACUAUCAAAAAGAAUACAUAAAUCAGUUUUGUUCGGAAUUCUCCUGUAUUGAUAUACAGGAAGGGUUACUGUUAGAGCAGGAGGAUCAUCGUCUAGAUCCCCCGGGAAGGUUUCGCAUAAGGAAUCCGGCGACCAUGCAAACGGUAUACUUGCCGGAUCUCCAGGUCGGCGAUGAAUCGCCAGCUUGGGUAGUGGCCAGAAUGUUCUUCGUCGCAAAAAGUAUUAACGAAUGCAAGGUGAUAAGUUUCUGGGAGGAGUCGGAAGGAUCAGUUUUGUCGGGAAGAUUUAGAGCACUAACUGUGGGCGUUGAUGCAGAGUGGAGACCUCUCAAGAAUUCCCCACCCAACCCCAUACACCGCAUUAGCAACUCCGACCGGAAGCCGAUGGUUUUCCCUCUGAGUAUUCAAAAGAUUUUCCAUGUCAUCACAAUGGACGGCGACCACAGGAACAUUCUUAUGGUGGACUCAGAGGAUGAGAGCAUUAAAAUUAUUAAAAUCCCAGAAAAUCUCUUCUAUCCUUGGCGGAGUGUGAUACCUAGAGAAUGGAAUUCAAAUCUGUCUUUUUUCCCAUCACACCACCGUGAUGGAAAUCAAAUCGAAAUCUGGAUUCUCAUGAAUAGCAGCAAUAACGAGUGGGUUAAUUUUAAAACCCAGGCUACAGUCGAUCUUGCAUCUACUCUUACCCAGGAUUAUCCAAUGUCAUACAUCACAAAGAAACAUGUAGCAGCAUGGAAGUUGAGUGGGGAUAUAUUUUGGCGUUGGCAUGAAAGCGUAUAUCUUCCAUGGGUUAUGAAGGAGGAACUAAGCAUUAAACCCUCAAUUUUGCAGUUAAAAGGAAUGCAAUCAGGAAAGGUGGAUGCCUAG
Messenger RNA from Ipomoea nil (Japanese morning glory), 1056 nucleotides. RefSeq names its product putative F-box protein At3g52320. Lineage: Eukaryota; Viridiplantae; Streptophyta; Magnoliopsida; Solanales; Convolvulaceae. The transcript has a single exon. Gene Ontology annotation, molecular function: protein binding. Bases 1 to 1056 code for a protein of 351 amino acids. The record is from RefSeq and is a predicted model, not a curated record.